Pseudogymnoascus verrucosus is the source of this 1515-nucleotide messenger RNA. RefSeq lists its product as uncharacterized. The transcript has 6 exons. The coding region runs from base 1 to 1515 and encodes 504 amino acids. The record is from RefSeq and is a predicted model, not a curated record. Gene Ontology annotation, molecular function: oxidoreductase activity. Lineage: Eukaryota; Fungi; Ascomycota; Leotiomycetes; Thelebolales; Thelebolaceae.
AUGAGUGACCAAAAGGAGAAGCCGUCGACACUUGCUAGUGGUGAUAUGAGUGACCCCCCUCAUAUCUGCAUUAUUGGUGCUGGUAUAUCUGGGCUGCGAGCUGCGGAUGUGCUCCUCCAAAAGGGCUAUAAGGUGACGAUACUAGAGGCGAGGGAUCGAAUUGGUGGGAGAAUAUGCCAGAGUGAUAAACUGGGAUAUACUGUGGAUAUUGGACCAAAUUGGAUUGCAAGCUGCUUCCUUUCCACUUCCCUCCACGCCACUGGCGACAAACACCCAAUCCGUGAUCUGGCAAUAGAAACGAACACGUCCCUGCACCACUGGAACAACAAGCAAAACAUUUUUACGUCUGAUGGGAAACUUCUUCCGGCCGAGAAGUCCGCUGAACUCUCAACACUGCUAUGGGAUAUCAUAGAAGAAGCGUUUGCAUACAGCGCGAAGAAUGGUAAAUCGAUACCAGAAACCGCAAGUCUGUACGACUUCAUUGAAUCUACUGUCAAGGAGAAGCUCCCGGAUCGGCUCGAGGACCAGAAGCUGAUCUUGAGCAUGAGUGAAAUGUGGGGUGCCUACGUAGGCCACCCUGUCACGAGGCAGAGUCUGCGGUUUUCUUGGAUGGAGGAGUGUUGUGGCGGUGACGAGACGUUCAUUGAAACGACAUACGAGGCCAUCCUGGACAGGAUAGCCAAGCUGCCUCGCGAGAAGGCAGACAUUCGGCUUGGAUCGAGGGUAAUGAAAGUUGUAACGCCGACAGACCGAUUCUCUGGUGCGAUAAAGGUGGCGACCAUGAAAGCGGAGGUUGUCGAGUGUGAUGAAAUUAUCUGUACUGUACCGCUUGGAUGCCUGCAGGAGGUUAAAGAGAGAGGCUUUUAUCCACGCUUGCCGCAGAAGAUAUGUGAUGCAAUGGACAAUAUUUCCAUUGGUCGCCUCGAAAAGGUAUACAUUACAUUUCCUUCCGCAUUCUGGACUGUAAACCAAGAAGAUAAUUUUGCGGGGUACACCAACUGGCUAUCACCCAAAUACGCACCAGAUACGAACCCCGAGUGCUGGCCACAAGAAAUCUGGAACCUCGCUGCCUUCUCACCCGAAAAUCGGCGCCCGACACUACUCUUCUACCUCUAUGGCGACUGUUCAAGACACAUCGUGAAACUUACCUUCGAUAGGUCCACGGAGGAGCGCCAUGCUGCACUAGACGCCUUUUUCCGCCCUUACUAUUCUCUGCUCCCCAACUUCUCGGCCGACGACGAGAAUUGCAAGCCCAAGGCUAUUUUGAGCACCGAGUGGCAGAUGGAUGAUCUUGCUGGGUAUGGAAGCUACUGUAAUUUCCAGGUGGGGAUCAAGGACGCGGAUGAGGAUGUCAAGACGAUCAGACACGGGGUCCCUGAGAGGAGAUUGUGGUUUGCUGGGGAGCAUACUGCACCAUUUGAGGAGCUGGGGACGGCUGCGGGGGCGUAUAUGAGUGGCGAGGCUGUGGCGUUGAGGAUUUUUGACGAGUAUUUGGCGGAGAAAGAGAGGUAUUAA